GGCAGGCGGGCGAUGCGACGGUGAGAGGUGGGAGAGAAUAGGGGGAGGGACAGCGAAGUGCAAGGCCGUGCCCGUGGUCGUGAAGACUUCCCUACCUAGAGUACACGUAUGAGGUCUCACCCUCUCCCUCUCACAGACUCACACCCCGCAAACGCAAAGCAGCCAGCACGCGACACGCGACAUCACGCCCUGGCGCACGCAUUCUUGCACUCGAAGGAUUCGUAUCGCAUCAGCACGAGGUCAAGAUCAGAUCAGAUCACCAGGAUGUCAAGCCUCACGUCGGCGUCGCGUCGCAUGGAACGUUGGCGUUGCAAGCAGCCCUGCAGCGCGCCACAAACGCCCGCGGACCAAUCAGGGGCGCAGCAAUUUUUUUUCUUUUCGUUUUUCCCUCUUCCGCCGCCGCCGGCCCUUGUGCGCCUCCCGAGACGCGAGGCGGACGGGCCCGAUAGCGAUUUACCGCGUCGGGUGGGCGUGACCGCCUUGUUGGGGGGUGGGCGGGGAAACGCAGACGGACGACAGCCGAUUUCGGCGUGGGGGAUGGUUGCUGGGGUGCUGGGUAGGUACGAGUAUGGAAGAUGGAUUCCUUGGGCAGGUCGUGGGGUGGUGUAGUGGUGUAGGUGUUAGUGGGAGAAAUGCAAUUGACGGGCAGGAAGCCAGCCAGAAUCCAUUGGAGGUGGCGCUGCUCGUCUGCUUGCUGUCUACGUGCCCUACGUAGCUGUACCUGGUACCUGAAUCUACCGUUUCGCUGGCUACUCGUACGCGCGGACCGCAGAGCAUCCACGGUUAUCGUGGCGAGGCAAAAAAAUUAAAAGGGCCGGACACAUUGCAAUGACAACGCGUUUACGGGUUUCUAGAAGGGCGGGCCGGAAACGACUAGCACCGGCACUCCGAGGUCAGGCAGCGCGUCCCCACCAAAAC
This is a messenger RNA of Aplosporella prunicola CBS 121167, 918 nucleotides long. RefSeq lists its product as uncharacterized. The record is from RefSeq and is a predicted model, not a curated record. The transcript has a single exon. The coding region runs from base 109 to 609 and encodes 166 amino acids. NCBI's taxonomy places the organism in Eukaryota, Fungi, Ascomycota, Dothideomycetes, Botryosphaeriales, Aplosporellaceae.